Cololabis saira (Pacific saury) is the source of this 1998-nucleotide messenger RNA. Its product is annotated as tripartite motif-containing protein 16-like. The transcript has a single exon. The record is from RefSeq and is a predicted model, not a curated record. Bases 25 to 1707 code for a protein of 560 amino acids. NCBI's taxonomy places the organism in Eukaryota, Metazoa, Chordata, Actinopteri, Beloniformes, Belonidae. Gene Ontology annotation, molecular function: zinc ion binding; protein binding.
CAGUCUCAGUUAUCGAGAGGAGAAAUGGCGCAGAAAGGAGAUCAGCUGGACCAGGAAACUUUUUCUUGUUCGAUCUGUUUGGAUCUUUUAAAGGAUCCGGUGACUAUUCCCUGUGGACACAGUUACUGUAUGAACUGUAUUAACAACUUCUGGGAUGGAGCAGAGGAGAAGAAAAUUCCCAGCUGUCCUCAGUGCAAACAGGCGUUCACUCCGAAGCCUGUGCUGGUGAAAAGCACUAUGUUAGCAGCUUUAGUGGAGCAGAUGAAGAAGACUGGACUCCAAGCUGCUCCUGCUGAUCACUGCUAUGCUGGACCUGAAGAUGUGGCCUGUGAUUUCUGCUCUGGAAGAAAACUGAAAGCCAUCAAGUCCUGUUUAUUCUGUCUGGCCUCUUACUGCGAGAAACACCUUCAACCUCAUCAUGAUGUGGCUCCAUUAAAGAAACACAAGCUGGUGGAUCCCUCCAAGAACCUGCAGGACAACAUCUGCCCCCGUCAUGAUGAGGUGAGGAAGAUGUUCUGUCGUACUGAUCAGAAGUGUAUCUGUUAUCUCUGCUCUGUGGAUGAACAUAAAGGCCACGACACAGUCUCAGCUGCAGCAGAAAGGACUGAAAGGCAGAGAGAGAUGGAGGUGAGUCGACAACAAAUCCAGCAGGAGAUCCAGGACAGAGAGAAAGAUGUGAAGCUGCUUCAGCAGGAGGUGGAGGCCGUCAAUCAGUCUGCUGAUAAAACAGUGGAGGACAGUGAGGAGAUCUUCACUGAGCUGAUCUCUCUCCUCCAGAAAAGAAGCUCUGAUGUGAAGCAGCAGAUCAGAUCCCAGCAGGAAACUGAAGUGAGGAGAGUCAAAGAGCUGGAGGAGAAGCUGCAGCAGGAGAUCACUGACCUGAAGAGGAGAGACGCUGAGAUGAAGCAGCUCUCAGACACCGAGGACCACAACCAGUUUCUCCACAACUACCUCUCACUGUCACCACUCAGUGAGUCCACACACUCCUCCAGCAUCAGCAUCCGUCCUCUCAGGUACUUUGAGGAUGUGACAGCAGCUGUGUCAGAGGUCAGAGGUCAACUACAGGACAUCCUGAGAGACAGGUGGACAAACAUCUCACUGACCAUCACUGAUGUGGAUGUUUUACUGUCAGAUUCACAACCAGAACCAAAGAGCAGAGCUGGAUUCUUGAAAUAUUCAUGUGAAAUCACUCUGGAUCCAAACACAGCACAUACGCAACUGUUACUGUCAGAGGAGAACAGAAAGGUGACUUUUAUGAACCAACAUCAGUCUUAUUCUCGUCAUCCAGACAGAUUCAGUGAAUAUUGGCAGGUGUUGAGUAAUCAGAGUCUGACUGGACGUCAUUACUGGGAGGUGGAGUGGAAAGCAGAAGCUGUCUAUGUAGCAGUCGCGUACAAGGAUAUCAGCAGAUCAGGAAGGUGGAACGGAAGUGGAUUUGGAGCAAAUGAAAAAUCUUGGACCUUUUAUUAUAACUUUGACAAUUAUGAAUUUUGCCACAACAACAUCCGAACCCCCAUCUCAGGUCCUCAGACGUCCAGAAUAGGAGUUUACCUGGAUCACAGAGCAGGUGUUCUGUCCUUCUACAGCGUCUCUGAAACCAUGACCCUCCUCCACAGAGUCCAGACCACCUUCACUCAGCCGCUUCAUGUGGGACUUUGUGUUUACCUCUUUCCAGGAGACUCUGCGGAUCUUUGUAAACUUAAGUAAACUUGUUUAAUCUGUACGCAUGUAACCAAAUGUGCAUUGUUGUGAUGUUUCUGUAGAAAUAUCAAAACGUUGUUUUUAUCAGUACUUUCGGCGAUCGUUCUCUCUAAGGAUGUCAUAUUUUUAUUUCCUCUUUUCCCCAUCCAACAACGACCUCAUAACUACAUAUGUCAAUGAGGAAAUGUAGAUGCUUGAGAUCUAAAAUCUUUCAAAAAUAUUGUUUCAGAUUUAUUCUUAUGUCAUUUUUUUCCAUUCAGUUGUAUUGGUGUUACUUUACCACAGAUGUUUUAUUAU